AUUUAUAGACUAACAGAAGUAUUUUAAAGUCUAUUAUCUGAGAUACAGGGAGCCAGUGUAAUGUCUUUAGAACCGGGGUUAUAUAUAAACCGUGUUCAGUCCACCCACCAGUGCCAGAUCGUCUCAAGUCAACCGGUGAGAAAUUUCCAGCCACUCUGAUUGCUUGCCUGUCUGUCUGUCUGUCUGCAUGUUGCCCGACCUGUCUCUGCCCUCUGUUUCCGAGCCUGCCUGACCCCAUUCUGAUUCUGCCUGCCCGCCUGAGAUUUGUUCAGUUCGGCCUUUGGACCUUGGAACCUGUCAACCCUGGAUUGCCCGCCUGUCCCUGACCCUGCCUGUCUGUGAGUACUGUAACCUGUCUAAUCCCUGUGAUUCUCUGAGCCUGUCAGUUACUGGGCCUGGACUGGACCUGGACCUGUCUUUUGGAUUGCCCCUCUGUACUGCCACUGGACCUUUUGCCUCUCUGUUACCGAACCCGGACCUCCCCUGGAUAAUGCCCCUGGAAAGGUCCACACUAUCUGUCUGCCUACCUGUCGGCCGCUCAACGGCUUCAGCCCUGUCAGCCUGCAGAUGGACCUCCGCUCCCGAACCAGCUCGCCUGUUACAAGUUGGCUCUCUGCACCCUGGUUCUCCUCUCAGUCUGAUGGUGUCACUUUAUUAUGCCAUCCCUAAGGAAAAGCAAAGUGACUGUCAGAAGUUUAAUCUCUCUGUGGAACUAAUCCCAGAAAAAUCAAGUGACAAUGUUAAGACAUAUAUGCUCAGGAUAGAUAUUUUGUAUAAGGACAAAAACAGUGAUGCAAAAAUUACGAUCUUGGACAUUGGCCUGCUAACUGGCUUCACUGUUGAAACAAAGGACCUGGACUUGGGUGCGUAGAGGUGUUCGCCAAGGCUGCGCCAUGUCUGGG
This is a messenger RNA of Fundulus heteroclitus (mummichog), 902 nucleotides long. Its product is annotated as complement C3-like. Lineage: Eukaryota; Metazoa; Chordata; Actinopteri; Cyprinodontiformes; Fundulidae. The transcript has 5 exons. The record is from RefSeq and is a predicted model, not a curated record. Bases 491 to 871 code for a protein of 126 amino acids. Gene Ontology annotation, cellular component: extracellular region.